Molecule: messenger RNA, 3660 nt
Organism: Esox lucius (northern pike)
Lineage: Eukaryota; Metazoa; Chordata; Actinopteri; Esociformes; Esocidae
Gene: slc6a6a
Product: solute carrier family 6 member 6a
Exons: 14
Coding region: 296-2173 (625 amino acids)
Biological process (GO): sodium ion transmembrane transport; taurine transmembrane transport; neurotransmitter transport
Cellular component (GO): plasma membrane
Molecular function (GO): taurine:sodium symporter activity
Source: RefSeq, a predicted model, not a curated record
AGUUGCUCCGCGGCUGCACCCAAUCUUCACAUAGGAUUUAAUUGUCUUUUGCCGAGGGGGCGGGCCUUGCUGUGGGCUUCACUUGUGAGCGCUGUUUGCAUAAAGCCAUUCGGUACAGAGGAAUGGUGACAGCUGAGAGACAAGCACCCAACACAUAGCCACAGCCAUGAAGGAAAUGUAAGUCCAUGGAAUUACUCAACUGGAAUAGAAAGUAGCAUUACCUUAAUCUUUAUGUCAAGCCAUUAUUAAGAUUUUCUGGGGAUUCAUUUUGUUUCAACCGAAUGAACAUUUCAUCAUGGCACAGAAAGAAAAGCUCCAAUGUCUGAAAGAUUUCCACAAGGACACACUGAAGCCUUCCCCAGGAAAGAGCCCGGGCACGAGGCCGGAGGAUGAGGCCGAGGGCAAGCCCAUUCAGAGGGAGAAAUGGGCCAGCAAGCUAGACUUUAUCUUGUCUGUGGCAGGAGGCUUCGUCGGUUUAGGGAACGUGUGGCGUUUCCCGUACCUCUGUUAUAAGAAUGGUGGAGGUGCGUUUCUCAUCCCCUACACAAUCUUCCUGUUUGGUGGAGGCCUGCCGGUGUUCUUCCUUGAGGUGGCUCUGGGACAGUUUACCUCUGAGGGGGGCAUCACCUGCUGGGAAAAGCUCUGCCCCAUCUUCACUGGUAUUGGCUACGCCUCCAUUGUGAUCGUCUCUCUUCUGAACGUCUACUACAUCGUCAUUCUGGCCUGGGGACUCUAUUACCUGUUCCAGUGCUUUCAGCCGGAGCUGCCCUGGGCCAAAUGCAAUCAGCCGUGGAACACAGACCGCUGCGUGGAGGACACCGUCCGCAAGAAUAAGACCCUGAUGCUGACUGCCAACAUCACCAACUUUACCUCCCCCGUCAUUGAGUUUUGGGAACGCAACGUGCUGAGCAUCUCCUCGGGGAUCGAUGACGUUGGCUCCCUGAAGUGGGACCUAGCCUUGUGUCUUCUGGCAGUAUGGGUCGUCUGCUUCUUCUGCAUUUGGAAGGGAGUAAAGUCUACCGGGAAGGUGGUGUAUAUCACAGCAACUUUCCCUUUCGUCAUGCUUAUCGUGCUGUUGGUCCGCGGAGUGACUCUGCCAGGGGCAUCUGAAGGGAUCAAAUUCUAUCUCUACCCGGACCUGAGUCGCCUACAAGACCCAGAGGUGUGGAUCGACGCAGGAACCCAGAUAUUCUUCUCCUACGCCAUUUGUUUGGGGGCCAUGACUUCACUGGGGAGCUACAACAAAUACAAAUACAACUGCUACAGGGACUGUUUGCUGCUGGGAGCCCUGAACAGCGGAACCAGUUUUGUGUCUGGCUUCGCAAUAUUUUCCGUCCUGGGCUUCAUGGCACAAGAGCAAGGGGUGGACAUUGCCGAUGUGGCAGAGUCAGGUCCUGGCUUGGCCUUUAUUGCCUACCCCAAGGCUGUGUCCAUGAUGCCCAUGCCCACGUUCUGGGCCAUCCUAUUCUUCAUCAUGCUUCUGCUACUGGGUCUCGACAGUCAGUUUGUUGAAGUGGAAGGACAGAUCACCUCCCUGGUGGAUCUGUAUCCAUCCAUUUUGCGGAUGGGUUAUCGGCGUGAGAUCUUUAUAGCUGUCAUGUGUUUCAUAAGCUAUCUUCUUGGACUAAGCAUGGUGACCAACGGGGGCAUGUAUGUGUUUCAGCUCUUUGACUACUAUGCAGCCAGUGGUGUUUGCCUUCUUUGGGUUGCAUUCUUUGAAUGUGUUGCUGUAGCCUGGGUUUAUGGCGCUAAUAAUUUCUAUGACGCGAUUGAAGACAUGAUUGGCUACCGACCAAACCGGUGGAUGAAAUGGAGCUGGACCUUUAUCACUCCUGUCCUCUGUGCGGGUUGCUUCAUCUUCUCAUUGGUCAAGUACAAGCCCCUGACAUAUAACAAGGUGUACGAGUACCCCGACUGGUCCAUCGGCUUGGGCUGGUCUCUGGCCCUUGCCUCUAUGAUUUGCAUCCCCAUGGUAAUGGUCAUCAAGAUCCUCCAGUCUGACGGACCACUCAUAGAGAGGAUUAAGGCGGUGGCGGCGCCAGUAAAGGGAGGUGCGAGUUCUCGCCCCACCGAAUACAGUGUGAAGGGAAGUGAACUGACCCAGCCCCUGGACCCCAAUGGGAACAACGGCCUGAUUAAGCCCACCCACACCAUUGUAGAAACAACGAUGUGAGCACUCUCUGUGAGAGGAAGUAGUGAUUGAUGUGCUGUCUAUUAUUAUCAUAUCUGCUAACUUUGAUAGUGGUAGAACCAGGUUUACAUUGUUCUAUAUCCACACUGGGAAUAUUCUGGUUUGGUUUCUAUGACGAUGAUGAAAAAGAGAGUUAUAUAUAUUGUUGUUUUUUUUUAUCAUAUUGUUGUUACCAUUAUUGUUGUCGCCAUAGUGGGUACUGAUCUCAGUUUAGGUAUUUUGAGAUGGAACAUGUUGUUCUGCGUUAACUACCAUUCUGUUGAUUGUGAAGAAUAGAGAAGGUGUUUGUGGUCGGAAAUACUACAGAAAAAAAUUGUGCAAUUUGCAACAGUGCAAAUACAGUCAACUGAACGUGUAACUACACGUGUAACAUGUUAGCUUGCAAAAUAUUAACUAAGUCUCCAACUUACUGUGGCUAUAGCCACACAUACCUGCUAGUAUAAUAGACAUCCACACCACUUAGACUGAAUGUAUAGUGACAACAUGUAGUGUAGAUUUAGUAGUUCAUAUGUCCUUAUGGUUACUAAUGUCCCUGCCCAAAUACUGUACAAAAUGUUCCUGGAAACAUAAUGUGUCCUUAGGGGGGAGGAAGAUAAGAAGGUGGGGAAAGCAAAUUGUAGAAUGAAAAGGGAAGAAGCAUUUAAGAGUAUUUGUACAUUGCCUAAGACUGUCACAGUCCGUCCCAGUGCUUUUAUUGAAGCCUCUAUUUGCACUUUAUCCAUUUAACCCUAACUGUAGUCAUCUGAAGUGUCACAAGAUCCUGCAGUUACCUUUACACCAUGCAUUUUAAUAGCUUCACACCUUUUUAAUAGUUUUCUUUGAUAUCUAUUAAUUCAAACACAAGCAUUACACUCUAACUACAUAAAAAGGUUGGAUCAUUGCCAUCAAACAUCGUAUCUCUGUAAAUGCAUUUGUGUGAGUUGUGUGAAACAUAACUUAAUUGGAGCAAAAUGUAAUCCUAACAAAAUGCUUUUUCUAGAAAUGUGAAAGUGUUUUAUUCUCCAGUGAGCUCAUUUUAAUAGCAGUGAUGUUCACUAAAUAUCUAUAUUAUAUGAAACUACUGGUAAACUCUGGGUUUAAUCGUGUUGAUUUUAGGCAAAUGUAUUAUAGUAUUUUACUUGUUUGUAAAUCACAUAUGCCUUUUUGUAUUAACCAUUUUAUACAGUACACCAUAUGUCACUGAUGAUGACUUAUUUUUUCUGAAUAAAGUCAGAAAUUUGUAUUUUUAAUGUUAACUGUUAUGAGCCGUGUGGAAUGCUGUGUGGAAUAUUUUGUCAAAGGAAAUUACCACUCAAUUUAUUGAAUUUAAUUUUAAAACCAAAACAAAUACUAAACGAUAUGUGACCAGUCUACAAAGUAUAAAAUAUGUUAACCUUUAAAACAAAGCAUGUACAUGAAUAUCCAGUGUACAGCGCUUGGUACAAAAUUGUCCAAAGGCAAUAAUAAACCCUAUUGAAAACUUAAAUGUA